Molecule: messenger RNA, 867 nt
Organism: Cylindrotheca closterium
Lineage: Eukaryota; Bacillariophyta; Bacillariophyceae; Bacillariales; Bacillariaceae
Source: the annotation of a GenBank genome assembly
AUGAACGGACUGUUUCAAGGCGAUCAUCAACUGAAUGCGAGGUCCUCGCUUCCCCUUUCCAUUGCUGGCAGUGGUUCCAGCAAUAAUUUGGCCAACCAACGCAUAGCGCCCUCAUUUAUCGACAACAACAAUGCUACCUUGUCCGUGUCAGAUUCCUUAAACGCCCUGAACCGUCAGAACAAGUGUAUUGGUGAAAUCGGUGGCAAUGGCGGCAUUGGAAAUGAUGCAUCCGCUCUUAUCAAGGUUGGCAUUGGAGGAAACAGCUUGUUCAAGGGUGGGAAUUUGAUGGACAACAACAACAAUAACAAGAGCAAUGGUAUGAUGGUGGACAUCAACAAACGGAAACGCUCGUUACCAGAGACGAAUGACAUCUCUGUAAGCAAAGGCAUCUCAACUUCAGUGAACGACCCAACCUUGCUGCAACGAUUGAAUACCCUAAGUGGAGGCUUUCCCAUGCCCAAAUGGGCUCGGAAUGCGGCGAAUGGGAAUGGUAGUAACAGUGGUGGCUGUGGCAGCAGUAUCCAAACUACUAGUGUUUCUACUUCCAAUGAUAGUACUAGUAUCAGCUCGGGAACGGGAAUCGGUGAACGUCGUCGCAAGGGAAUGAGCAUACAAGAAAUGAUGAAAGAAAGGAAACGUUUAGAACUGGAGCGAGUCAAUAAUCUAAGCGGUGGCUUUCCCUUGCCCAAACUGGACGCGGACGAAACUUCUUUGGGAAGGAAACAACAAGGAAUCCAACCGGCCUCCCUGGAUACCUUUCGUCAAGUCUGGUUGCAAACACCACCUGCAUAUCAAAAGGAAGUUUUGUCACGGAGACUGGAAAGGGGGGAUUUUGUGGGCAAGAAGAAGAGAAGGACGAGAUCAUAG